Xenopus laevis (African clawed frog) is the source of this 4512-nucleotide messenger RNA. RefSeq names its product NCK-associated protein 1-like L homeolog (gene nckap1l.L). The transcript has 31 exons. Bases 200 to 3592 code for a protein of 1130 amino acids. The record is from RefSeq and is a predicted model, not a curated record. NCBI's taxonomy places the organism in Eukaryota, Metazoa, Chordata, Amphibia, Anura, Pipidae. Gene Ontology annotation, cellular component: SCAR complex. Gene Ontology annotation, biological process: cortical actin cytoskeleton organization; neuron projection morphogenesis; cell migration.
GCUCUACCGCUAUGAAUCUGACUCUAUAGGCGUCUCCCUUUGUGAGGAAGAGAGGAAGCAGAAGUUAGAACAGACUAAAAACGUUUUACCACUAAAUAUUUGGAUACUAACGGGCUAGUACAGGCCAGCAUAUGUUGUGGGCUGAUCGCACUUGUCAUUUCAUUUCGUGGGUGCCAGCCUUUUAGUUGAGAGUGACAAGAUGUCUCUGGGGUCUGUAUACCAACACAAACUGGCAGAGAAGCUUAUGAUACUGAAUGACAGAGGCAAGGGGGUCCUGAUCCGUAUUUACAACAUCAAAAAGACAUGUUCAGAUACAAAGACAAAGCCACCAUUCUUCAGUGAGAAGUCUAUGGAAUCAUCUAUUAAAUAUAUUAACAAGAAAUUCCCCAAUAUCGACGUGAGAAGCAGCACGCAACACCUUGGCCCAGUUCACAAAGAUAAGUCAGAGAUUGUGAAAUGUUUAUCAAGUUACUAUAUGUCAUUUGUGGAUGUCAUGGAAUUUCGGGAUCAUGUCUAUGAACUGCUCAAUACCAUUGAUGCCUGUCAGUGCUACUUUGACAUAAACAUUAACUACAGCUUUACCAAAAGUUACCUGGAUUUGAUAGUGACAUACUUCUCUGUCAUUGUGUUGAUGUCCCGCAUUGAAGACAGAAAAUCAUUAAUAGCUCUUUUUAAUUGUGCAUCUGAAAUGCUGCAAGGGCACAGUGACCCAACCUAUGCCAGACUGGCCCAAAUGGUACUGGAAUAUGACAACCCCCUGAAAAAGCUAAGUGAGGAAUUUGGUCCUCAUACAAAGACAGUGACUGAGGCUUUGAUGUCACUGUACUUUCUCUUCUGCCGGAGGACACAACCUGCAGAACAGUGGAGAGGGGCACAGCUCUUAAGCCUUCUUAGCAAUCCAGCUUCUAUGAUUGACCCAUCUGGUUCUGACACAAUGCCAUGUGAAUAUCUCUCUGUUGAGACAAUGGAAAGAUGGAUUGUGAUUGGAUUCUUGCUGUCUCAUGGCUUGCUGAACACAGUCCCAGUCAGUGUAGAGCUUUGGAAAUUGGCUCUUCAAGGUUCCCAUUGCAUCACACUCAUUCGGGAUGAGGCUUUCUUCAUACAUCGUGUUACAGAGGACUUCUUUGGCAGCAUAAAAGGGUAUGGGAAACGUGUGGCAGAUGUGAAAGAGUGCAAAGAACACUUUAUGACACAAAGUGGGCAGUUUCACCGCGCAAGACGCUUCUUUCUAAGAAGUGCAGUCAAGGAGUUGGAAGCCAUUUUGUCCGAUGAACCUGGGCUUUUGGGACCUAAGGCACUUUUUGCAUUUAUGGCUCUGUCCUUCUGCCGGGAUGAGAUCAAUUGGCUGAUACGUCAUGCUGAGAACAUCACCAAAACAAAGACACCAGAAGAUUACGUGGAUGUACACAUUGCUGAACUCAUCUUUCACAUGGAGGCGAUUCGGGCAGCAGUAAAGAAGCAUCUGUCUGUCAUACAGAAAUACCACAUUCAGUAUCUUGCCCGAUUUGAUGCUUUGGUUCUGAGUGAUGUCAUUCAGAAUCUGACUGUCUGUCCAGAAGAAGAAUCUGUGAUCAUGUCAUCAUUUGUGAGCUCCCUGUCGGCACUCAGUGUAAAACAAGUUGAAAACAAAGAAACAUUUGAUUUCCGGUCACUGAGACUUGACUGGUUCAGGCUGCAGGCUUAUACAAGCAUAGCAAAGGCCCCGCUUUCCCUGCGGGAUAACCCAGAUUUGGGAAAAGUGAUGAAUCUAAUCAUGUUUCACAGCUGGAUGCUUGACUCAGUGGAGGAGCUUCUUGUGGAGACAUCUGACCUCUCACUCUUUUGCUUUCAUGUUCGCACAUUUGAGAAGAUGUUCUUGAUGACAAUGGAAGAGCCUACUGCUUUGCGUUAUUCAAUUGCAUUUCCUAUGAUCUGCUCCCACUUCUCCAGUUCCAUCCAUGAGAUGUGCCCAGAGGAGUACCCACAUCUUAAGAAUUGCAGCCUAGGAUUCUGCAACAACUUCUUGGAUGAGAUCAGCAAGCAAGCCAGUAACUGUGCAAUGGACAUCUGUGCAGAGCAGUGCAACCUUAGUGAAAAGCUGCUUCCAAAGCACUGUGCUGCCACUAUCAGCAAAGCCAGGAAAAAGAGGCUAAAAAAACCUCCACCGAAGAAAGCGGAGCCAGAAAGGGAAAAGCCAGGUGCAGAAAGCCAAAGGCGUGACCGCAGUGUUACCACAAACUUAGAUAAACUGCAUCUGACUCUAAGUGAACUAUCCAUGGCAUUGAACCACAUGCGGAGUAUUCGUGUGUUCGAACAUGUGGUCACCCCGGCGGAAUACCUGAGUUCCCAGCUGGAGAACCGAUUUGGAAGGGCUUUAGUUAAUAUGGUGAAUUUCAAACAGGCAACUCGAGAAAUUCAGCGCCCAUCUGAGGUCUUACAAGGCAUGAGGGCUUUCCUGUCCACUCUUAAGUCCAUCGGUCAUUUGGUAAACAUAGAUGUGACGCGUACUAUACGAAGCACUUUGCUACAGCAGACUCAGCCAACUGAUGCCAAUGGGGAGCCAACCAUUACAGCUUUGUAUACUAACUGGUACCUGGAGUGUCUUCUUCGCCAAGCCAGCUCAGGGUUUAUUAUAUAUUCGCCAGCAAGGAAAACCUUCAUGGACCUACCAACUGAGAUCAUUGGAGAGCAAGGCCUUAAUGCAGAGGAAUACUCUGAUGUGUCAGAAAUGAAAGCUUUGGCAGAAUUGAUCGGUCCUUAUGGGAUGAAGUUUAUGAGCGAAAAUCUAAUGUGGCAUGUAACCUCCCAAAUUGUUGAACUUAAGAAACUGGUUAUGGAGAACAUGGACGUGCUGGUGCAAAUCCGCUCAAACUUCAGCAAUUCAGAACUUAUGCCAUCCCUUCUAGCCAAGCUCAACUCUCCUGAUAAUUUGCUGAAGAGAAUGACGAUAAUUGGUGUUAUCUUAUCUUUCCGGGCUUUGGCACAGGAAGGUCUUAGAGAGGUUUUUGCUAACCAUUGUCCAUUUAUAAUGAGUCCCAUUGAAUCCCUGAAGGACCUGGUGACCCCUGAUAUUGAUAUUCAGGUGACUCUGAGCAUUUUUGAACUGGCAACUGCAGCGGGUGUACCCUGUGAUGUAGACCCAAGCCUGGUUGCCGCUCUCUCAAACAUUAAAACAGACAGUUCUUCUCUAGAGGAAGAGUACAAGGUAGCCUGCCUGCUGCAGGUCUUUUUAGCUGUCUCUCUUCCUCUGUUGGCCUCAGAUCCAAUGUCAUUUUACAGCAUUGAAAAUGAUGGUUACAAUAAUAAUAUUCACUGCUUGGCUAAAGCAAUCAUCCAGGUGUCUGCUGCCCUCUUCACUCUCUACAAUAAGAACAUUGAGAUCCACCUAAAGGAAUUUCUGUUGAUGGCAUCAGGGAGCCUGCUACAACUUGGGGAGGAAACAGACAAAUUAAAAGCCAGGAAUCGAGAGUCAAUACUGAUUCUGCUGAAUCUUAUUGUAGAGGAGUCUUCAUUCCUGACAGUGGACAUGCUGGAGUCCUGCUUUCCUUAUGUUCUGCUUCGCAAUGCCUACCAUGAAGUCCACAGAGCAUUUCCUACUCUUACUUCAGCCUGAGAAAGCCACUAUUUGAAAAUGUUUUUUUUCUAUUGAUUCCACUAAAUAAUAUAAAGAUAAUGAUUACAUUUAAACAGUUCAAAUGGCUGCUCCAGACAAUUUGCAUAAUUCUGACACUUUGCAUUUCGACUGCCCCUUAAUGAGUAGAAGUUUUUGGUUUAAAAAACGUAUGUACUAAAUCAGGUCUUUCUUUUGUUUUCUAAUUUUGCAAUUGAUAGAACAAAGUUAACUGCUGAUUGGUUGCAAUUGGCAACUGUAUUUUCAAUAGACAGGGACAACACCUCCAGGGUCGGACUGGGCUGGCAGGACACCAGGAAAAAACCUGGUGGGCCCCCCUGGCCCAGACCCACCAUUGCUGUGGCCCCAACCUCCCUCCGUGGCCCCUGGUUGCAGCCGCAAGCAGAAAAAAAGUAUGUGUGGGAGGCCCGAGGGGGGUUGUGGCAGGGGCCCCCCAAAUCAGCAGCCCGGGGCCCGCCAGUCAGACCCUGUGCACCUCUAAUCAAAAAUUACUCUUACCCCAUCCUAGUAUAAAUAAAACAUGAGAUGGUGCUCCAUUGGAUAUUACAGUAGUUACUCAAACUAAAACUAAAGAAAAGUUCAGUCCAACUACCUGCACUCAGGUCAAUCAUGAUGCCGGUAGUUGGACUGAACUGUUGUUUUCUAUAGUUUUUCUUUGCUAUUGUCAACUACCCUGGUGCAAUUCUGCGCUUUGAUAGAAAAUGUUCUUCUUACUUAUUUACUACUAUAAAAAAAAUAUACAUUUUUGCAAUUACUAAUAAACUACUGUAUCCUAAUGCGUAAUGAUGAUCUGUCAAACACAGAUAUAUAUCAAAUCACUGGUAUUUGUGGCUAAUUAUGUUUUCCUAAAGAUAAAAUUAAUGAACUGUACUCUACAAGUUAUUAAAAUACUGAAAACAUAA